AUGUCAUUCCAACAAAGUAACAACAAUAAUAAUAGUAAUAAUAGUAGUAAUAAUAACAAUAGUGAUGGCUCGACCAUGACGAAGACUACAAUGUUAACUCUUGGAAAGAGGAGUAGUAGAGAUGCUGCAUUGUUGGAUAUGGAUGUUAUCACUUCAACAUCAUCGGACAAACUCAAUGAUGAUGAUGACCAUGAUAACGAUGACAAUGAUGACGAUGACAAUGAUGAUGAAGAUGAUGAUCAAUACAGUGACUUUGAUGGAAGGCAUAUUGAUCACCUGGAUCUACAUGACAAUGAUGACGAAGAUGAAGAGGUAGUGGAACGAGAGGACGACGAAGAUGAAGAUGAAGACGAAGAUAAAGAACACGAAGACGAAGAUGAGGAAGAUGAAGAAGAUGAGGAGCAGGACGAAGAUGUAAAGGUUCAAACUGACAUCAGUGAAUACGAAGAAGAUGAUGAUGUGAGCGAUGAUCAAGAUGACGACGACGAUUAUGAUGAUUAUUCGGGAGAUGAUGUACAUUAUGUAAAAGGCGAUGAUGACGACGAUGACGAUGACAGUGAAGUGGACCUUCAGCGCAAGAGUUGGACCUCAAUGAAGAGGCCAAUGAAGAGGAAGAAUGACGUGGUCAUGAAUGAGGCCACAUAUAUCCACACCAUACAACUACAGUCAACGUCUGCCAGCAUUGGCAGCGACUUCCCCGACUACGACAAUGCCAGUGACGACGACGACGCGACCAAUGGCAACAACAUCGACCAUGAGGAUGACGAUGAAGACGAUCCCGACCACCAGACCAUGUCAUACAAGCUUCUUUCACAGUCGCGUCCACUUGAGGAUAUAGACGCGUCAGCAGAAUCCGACACACGAUCACUCUUUAUACAUGCGCGUAACAAUCUACACGUGUCAACCAUACCCACGAGGAUGCCCUGUCGCGAGAAGGAGAAAGACACCAUUGCCAACUUCCUCGAACUGCGACUCAAGAAGGGCAACACAUCUGGUGGAUGUCUCUACAUUGCCGGCAUGCCUGGCACUGGUAAGACCAGUACCGUCAAGGAGGUCAUCCGUGAUCUCCAAAAGAAGCGAUCAUCAAACCAAGUCGAACCAUUCGAGUAUAUCGAGGUCAACUGCAUGGAGCUGAGCGAUCCACAUCAUUUGUACAUUGCAUUGUAUCGCAAGAUCAUUAAGAAGCCCCUGCCAAGGGUGACGGCUGCACAUGCUCAGCAGCUGCUUCAUACGAAUCUGUCAUCACGCGCCAAGAACCGCCCUCUGCGAAUCAUCCUCGUGGACGAGUUUGACCUGCUCAUCACCAAGAAACAGACAAUCAUUUACAAUCUGUUUGAUUGGCCCAAUCGUGCGCGAUCCAGACUGGUGAUCAUCGCCAUUGCCAACACAAUGAACCUGCCCGACACACUCCUGCCUCGUGUGCAGAGUCGUAUGGGCAUGCACCGUCUGCCAUUCAGCUCUUACACAUCGGCGCAGAUCACUCGCAUCGUUCGCAGUCGUCUUGAGGGCCUCGAGGCCUUUGACCAGGACGCCAUCCAGAUGUGCGCCAUGCGUGUUUCGGCAGUGUGCGGUGAUGCCCGACGUGCUCUCGAGAUCUGUCGUCGUGCUACCAUCCAAGCGGAGGAGGAGUACGUCCAGAAGCUGAAACAGAACGCCAAUGAACGUCCAGACAAAGUGAUGGUCCAUCACAUCGAACAAGUGCUGGACCUCUUCUCCUCGCCCAUCAUCGAUUCAAUCAAGAGUCUAUCCUUCUACGAGAAGGUGUUCCUGUACUCCAUAUACAAAGAGCAGAGGUCUGCUGGAGUGGCCGAGAGUCAUUUUGGCAAGGUGUACAGCAAACUCCGCGACUUUUGUUUGGACAAAGCGAUCAUCAUACCUACACACCAGGAGGCAGAGUGGAUCUGCGGCAGUCUGGGUGCAGGGCGAAUGAUUCUCGUCGAAGAGAUCGUCACUGGCUAUGACCAAAUGAUCAAGCUCAACAUCUCUCUGGAGGACCUCCUAUUCGCACUUGGUCAAGACGAGAAGUUCGCCAAGUAUCUCAGCAUUGAGCAACAACAAUGA
This is a messenger RNA of Acytostelium subglobosum LB1, 2061 nucleotides long. RefSeq lists its product as hypothetical. Gene Ontology annotation, cellular component: nuclear origin of replication recognition complex. Gene Ontology annotation, molecular function: ATP binding; ATP hydrolysis activity; DNA replication origin binding. The transcript has 3 exons. NCBI's taxonomy places the organism in Eukaryota, Evosea, Eumycetozoa, Acytosteliales, Acytosteliaceae. Gene Ontology annotation, biological process: DNA replication initiation; mitotic DNA replication checkpoint signaling. The record is from RefSeq and is a predicted model, not a curated record. The coding region runs from base 1 to 2061 and encodes 686 amino acids.